Molecule: messenger RNA, 359 nt
Organism: Vigna radiata var. radiata (mung bean)
Lineage: Eukaryota; Viridiplantae; Streptophyta; Magnoliopsida; Fabales; Fabaceae
Product: DPH3 homolog
Exons: 1
Coding region: 89-316 (75 amino acids)
Biological process (GO): tRNA wobble uridine modification; protein histidyl modification to diphthamide
Cellular component (GO): nucleus; cytosol
Molecular function (GO): metal ion binding
Source: RefSeq, a predicted model, not a curated record
CCAUCAUUCAAGUCGUGUAAGUACAUGAAUGAUUGAAUGAGAGAGAAGAAAAAACCCUGAAAGGCGAAAGUCCAGAAAGAGCAAAACGAUGUCGUACGACGAGGUGGAGAUCGAGGACAUGGAGUGGAACGAGGAGUUGCAGGCCUACACGUAUCUGUGCCCUUGCGGGGACCUCUUCCAGAUCAUGAAGGAAGACCUCAAACUCGGUGAAGAGAUUGCUCGGUGCCCUAGCUACUCGCUCUAUAUAACCAUCGUCUACAACAUCGAAGAUUUCCUCGUCGAUUCUGACCAAAAUCGACGGAACAAGGGUCUCUAACCUUCCAAGCAUCAAACCGUAACUGUUGCUUGAAUUUCAGGUC